This is a messenger RNA of Scleropages formosus (Asian bonytongue), 3964 nucleotides long. RefSeq names its product phosphatidylinositol-4-phosphate 5-kinase, type I, alpha, b (gene pip5k1ab). Lineage: Eukaryota; Metazoa; Chordata; Actinopteri; Osteoglossiformes; Osteoglossidae. The coding region runs from base 770 to 3661 and encodes 963 amino acids. The record is from RefSeq and is a predicted model, not a curated record. The transcript is spliced from 25 exons. Gene Ontology annotation, molecular function: 1-phosphatidylinositol-4-phosphate 5-kinase activity. Gene Ontology annotation, cellular component: plasma membrane. Gene Ontology annotation, biological process: phosphatidylinositol phosphate biosynthetic process.
GUUGCUUCUUUUGCUAGAAAAGUGAGCUGUCGAAUGAACCUGAAGCGCAUGUUUAGCUAGCUCUAAAUUACAACUUUCAGUGUCUUGUUGCACUGUAGCAACAACUAACUUAAAUGUUUGUUUUGGAACUAAGUAGCUUAGGUCAGUCGUACGAAACGCAGUGGAAAUGGUUGUGUUAGAUUUGCUCUAAACUAGUAGUAGUAGUAGUUCCUUGUAAAAUUUUCGUGAGUGAGAACUGCAGGUGCUGCAUCUGAGUAGCAACAAUCAAUAGAGUCAUUCAUUGUGUUUGAUUUGGUAGUAACUUAACGGAUCGCUAGCUUUAUUUGCUCCUGGAAAUUAUUCGUUUCCAUUUUGUGUAUGAAGCACAAUGAAUUUGCAUGAUCGACGGAUGUUCUCAUGAGCCUAUGGUGAGAUACAGGUCGAGGCUUUUUCGUUGUACUUCCGUGUUGGCGUAGCCGGUGUUGUGUCUCCGCUCUUUGAGAAUGUCGCUCCGUGCUCCUACGUGCCAGUUCUGAGAGGAGACCGAAGUUCCGGAGCGGAGCGGGACCCGGGCCGGACACAAAAACACCCCGAAGGGGGGGGCUUCGGGAAGGGGGGGGGGGGGAAACGGAGUGAACAGACACCCCCCUGAGUCAGUGGGCCUUCGCGGGGUCCUCAGAGAACACCACCCCCCUCCGACCCCAGAGAGAGACUUCGGGCUUAAAGUGAACACACACGGCGACGGACAUCGCGGAGCUCGGGACGGGAGUCGGAGCCCAGGCGACGGAAAAUGGCGACAGCCGGUCCGGCGGAUCCAGGACCCGCGGCUCCCACAGGGCUCAGUGGAGCUCAUAAGGGUCCUUCCUCAGAGAUGCCAGGCAGCUCUCAGAGCAUGAAGAAGACGAUUGGUCACAGAGGGGUUGACCCCACAGGGGAAACCACCUACAAGAAGACCACCUCCAGCGCCCUAAAGGGUGCAAUCCAGCUGGGCAUCACACACACUGUGGGCAGCCUAAGCCAGAAGGCAGAGAGAGAUGUGCUCAUGCAAGACUUUGUGGUGGUAGAAAGCAUCUUCUUCCCUGGUGAGGGCAGUAAUUUGACACCGGCGCACCAUUACAGUGACUUCAGGUUCAAGACGUACGCCCCUAUUGCUUUCCGCUACUUCCGAGAGCUCUUUGGAAUCCGUCCGGAUGACUAUCUGUAUUCCCUGUGUAAUGAGCCUCUUAUUGAGCUGUCAAAUUCUGGUGCUAGCGGCUCCUUGUUCUACGUCACCAGUGAUGAUGAGUUCAUCAUCAAGACUGUGCAGCAUAAGGAGGCAGAGUUCCUUCAGAAAUUGUUACCUGGAUACUUUAUGAACCUGAACCAGAACAAACGCACUUUGCUUCCUAAGUUUUAUGGGCUGUACUGCGUGCAAGCUGGGGGCAAGAAUAUCCGCAUUGUGGUGAUGAACAACCUGCUGCCCCGUGCUGUGCAAAUGCAUUUCAAGUAUGACCUUAAGGGCUCCACCUACAAGCGGCGUGCCUCACCCAAGGAGCGUGAAAAGGCUUUUCCCACUUUCAAGGACCUGGAUUUCAUCCAGGACAUGCCAGAUGGGCUGCUGCUGGAAGCAGAAAACUACAAUGCCCUGAGCAAGACCAUUCAGAGGGACUGUUUGCUUCUGCAAAGUUUCAAGAUCAUGGACUACAGCCUGCUGGUGGGGAUCCAUAAUGUGGACCAAGCAUGUCGGGAGCGCGCCGGUGAGGGUAUGGCUGCUGAAGGGGCAGUCACCCCUGAUCAGAGAAGGCCUCAGGGCCAGAAGGCGUUGUAUUCCACUGCCAUGGAGUCUAUUCAGGGGGAGGCACGUGGCAGAGGGGCACAGGAGUCUGAGGACCACAUGGGUGGGAUUCCAGCACGCAGCGUCAAGGGGGAGAGAUUGCUCAUCUACAUUGGCAUCAUUGACAUUCUGCAGUCAUACAGGUUUGCUAAGAAGCUGGAGCACUCAUGGAAAGCACUAGUUCAUGAUGGGGACACAGUGUCAGUGCACAGACCAGGCUUUUAUGCAGAGAGGUUUCAACGCUUUAUGUGUAACACUGUUUUCAAGAAGAUCCCAUUAAAGCCAUCGCCGUCAAAGAAGAGUCGAAGUGGGGGGCAGGCAGCACUGCGGAGGGCACCAACAGCAGCUGGGGGGUCUGCCACCCAAUCCCAAGGGCUUGCAGGUCCCGGGGUAGAGAGCCGGCUGAUGUAUCGUCCCCACUUUGGUCAGAUGGAGUCAGAGGGUGAGAGUGGUAUGCAGUCUGGUCGUCCUGAUCUACUCCCAAAAACACCCCCCAUGGAUGGUGUCACAACUCUCUCCAGUUCAUCACUCAGCAGCACAGGUGUUGCUGCAACCUCCCCUCCCCUCAGGUCAGUUGGAGUUGAGGUACACAAGGCAGCCAGCACAGACCAGGAUGACAACACACUGCACAGAGCUGAAGCUGCAAUCUCAGAGGAGCACUUAAGCAGUGAAGAUGCCAUUUCACUGAAAGACAUUGUCCCAGAGACCAACAUCUGGCACAGCUUUUCCAAGAUGGUGCUUGAGAGUACUAUGGUCUGUGUGGACAACAGUGAGUACAUGCGCAAUGGUGACUUCUUACCUACAAGACUACAAGCCCAGCAGGAUGCUGUCAACAUCGUCUGUCACUCCAAGACCCGCAGCAACCCUGAGAACAACGUAGGCCUUAUUACACUGGCCAAUAACUGUGAGGUGCUAACUACACUGACCCCUGACACGGGCCGGAUCCUCUCCAAGCUGCAUGCCGUCCAGCCACGAGGCACCAUUAGCUUUUGCACUGGCAUUAGAGUGGCCCAUCUGGCUCUGAAACAUAGGCAGGGGAAAAACCACAAGAUGCGGAUCAUUGCGUUUGUGGGCAGCCCAAUGGAUGACAGUGAGAAGGAUCUUGUCAAAAUGGCCAGAAGGCUAAAGAAAGAAAAGGUUAAUGUGGAUGUGAUUAACUUUGGUGAAGAGGAGAUCAACACAGAGAAGCUCACUGCCUUCAUCAACACCCUGAAUGGAAAGGAUGGCACAGGCUCCCACUUAGUGACGGUUCCUCCAGGCCCCAGCUUGGCAGACGCUUUGCUGACUUCCCCCAUCCUGGCUGGAGAGGGUGGUGCCAUGCUGGGCCUUGGCACUAGUGACUUUGAGUUUGGAGUGGAUCCUAGUGCAGAUCCAGAGCUUGCACUAGCCCUGCGUGUGUCCAUGGAGGAACAGAGGCAGAGGCAGGAGGAGGAAGCUCGUAGGACAGCUGCUGCCUCAGUUGUAGAGUCUGGCAUCUCUGCUCCCUCUGGAGAUGACCAAGAUGAGCCACUGCUGAAGAUGUCUAUGUCACAGCCAGAGGUUGAUGCCUCUAUGCUCCCUGACUUUAGCAGCAUGACUGAGGAAGAGCAAAUUGCUUAUGCAAUGCAAAUGUCCCUGCAGGGUGCCGAGUAUAGUGGGACAGAAUCUAUAGAUUUGGAUAGAGGAGCUCCUAUGGAUACUGGUGAAGCAGUCAAGGAGGAGGAUGACUAUGAUGUGAUGCAGGACCCCGAGUUCUUGCAGAGCGUUCUGGAGAACCUGCCAGGUGUGGAUCCCAACAAUGAGGCCAUCCGCAAUGCUAUGGGCUCUCUAGCCGCACAGACAGGUUCCAAGCCACCAGAGAGCAAGAAAGAUGAAGAGAAGAAAAAAUAAGUCCUCAGCCAUAUUUAAUAAGACAGUGUGAUUUACGUCCAAUGGACACUUAUGGAAAAAGAUUAAAAUUGAAUUUACCAGUGACUACAAGUGAAGAUGCAAUGAUAUUUAAAAAAGCAUGAACCAUGCAUCUGUUAUACUAAAUGUUGUGUGUAUACCCAUGCUGGUCAAGCUGUAAAUACUGAUUAUCUUGAGACACAGUGCUUACUGAGUGUAUGCGAAUUGGUUUUCUAUAUUAAUUUUCCUGUGGUCCUUAAAAUUAAUGCUGUUGUGUUUUUCAUUGUCUCUUUUUUUCUGUCACGU